Necator americanus (New World hookworm) is the source of this 1365-nucleotide messenger RNA. RefSeq lists its product as uncharacterized. Gene Ontology annotation, molecular function: pseudouridine synthase activity; RNA binding. The transcript is spliced from 12 exons. NCBI's taxonomy places the organism in Eukaryota, Metazoa, Nematoda, Chromadorea, Rhabditida, Ancylostomatidae. Gene Ontology annotation, cellular component: nucleus. The record is from RefSeq and is a predicted model, not a curated record. Bases 1 to 1365 code for a protein of 454 amino acids. Gene Ontology annotation, biological process: pseudouridine synthesis.
AUGAUUUUACGAGUCAGUCCUGGCACAGCAGAAGCAGGAGUCCAUCCCCUGAAUCCACCUGCGUCUCUGGGCAAGCACAAGGUCGCUUUUGGUCCGCGUGUGACAGUGAAUACCUUCCGCACCCAUGGAAUCAAGGAUCGUCGUGCUGUCACAUGUCAACGAGUUAGCUGCAAUAGAGUCGAAAAAGAAAGAAUACUCAGUUUGAAUUCUCGUCUUAGAGACAUCGUUGUCUAUGACUUCAGCUACGAAGACCACGAGCUGAAAAUUGGUGGACAUUGGGGAAAUCGUUUCAGCAUAAUUCUGAGAAAUAUUCCGCCUGAUACUCAAAACAUCCUUGACGAUCGUCUCAAAGAUCUUCGAGAGGACGGGUUUAUAAAUUAUUUUGGAACUCAGCGAUUUGGAUCUUGUGGUACUGACACAGCCGUUGUUGGCAGGCAUAUUCUACGCAGAGAUUGGGAGGGAGCUGUUCGCCUUAUUCUUUCGAAUGAAAGCAUGCCCGGAUAUCUUGGAACUGUUGGAAAUGCCGUGCGAUGUUGGGAGGAAACUGGAGAUGCUUCCCAAGCUCUCAAACAGUUGAAGGGUGGUCAAGCUUUUGCGUCAAUAGAAGCGAUAAUCUUUAGAUGCUUAGCCAAAGGAGGUACUUGGCAACAGUGUAUUACGGAAGCAUUACCCAUUAACCUCAGAAGCUUAUAUGUUCAUGCGUAUCAGAGUCUCCUUUGGAACAAGGUGGUAUCUCGUCGUGUAAAUGAAAAGGGGACUGCAGUCACUUCCGACGAUCUUGGUAAAAAUGGCAAGAAACUUUCAAAUGCCGCAUCCAUCUUUGACGUCUAUGUACCACUACCUGGAGAGAACGAAAAUUAUGAGAAAAAUUAUGUGUCUGAGUGGUACGAGGAGAUGCUGAAAGAAGAUAAUUUGACGAACUCUUCGUUCUCAAGUCUUGAAGAUCGCUUUGCUCUGGGAGAAACGGCGAGAGCAAUGUUAAUAUGUCCUAAAGAUGUGAAAUGGAAAUUUAUUAAGUACUCUGAACCAAGGGCGCAUCUACAGGCUGGCAUCAGCACUCGUGCCAUUGACGAAAGCGAAAUGAUGGGAGACCUUAUGGCAAUGCAAGUUCAGUUUAGUCUUCCAUCCGGAUGUUAUGCAACAGCUGCAUUGCGGCAAAUCACGGGAACUGAUAUGGGAAAGCGGUCCAUGAAGAUCCAUGCGGAAUCGGCCAAAAAUGGUAGCAGUUGCGCAAAAGAAGAUAUAGAAGAUGUCGGUGACGAUCUCAGAUGCUCACUAUUCGCCAAUGUUGAAUUGCCAGAGGAAUCACUUUCCUCUGAAGAACAAAGUGAUUUAAAUAGUAAAGUUCCAAAGAAAGAAAGAUGA